CUAUUCUACAAUUGCGUAAGCGUGAUCGUAAGUGGUUGUAAGAGUGUGUAAGGCGUCGUUGUAAAGCGGUACUUCCGGUUGUAGAGCGUGUUGUGGAAGAUGGUUGAAUUUCAUCUUUCACGACUACAACAGAUGUGAACGUAAGAGCCAACCAAUCAGAGUGCUGUUCACGUCAUCAUGCCGCACACCGCCAUAAUUUACUGCACUCUGAUCGGUUGCUGUAAUCAAGUUUACAACGUAUCUUUACUCUAUUGUAGAUUGAUCCGUUGUAAAACAUUUAUGACUACUACUACUCCUACUCCUACAACCUUACGCUUACGCAAUUGUAGAAUAGCCUUAAUACGCAGUAUUCACAUAUUUGCAAGGUACACGAUUAUAAACACGUGUGGUGACGCUUUUGUACUUGUAUUUAGUAGAAACAUUUAGAUAAAAAUUAUUUCUUUGUUUAGAUAAAAAUGUACGCUUAUAUAAAAUUGUUAUCUGGGAAAAAUAAAGACAAAAAAAAAAUUAUUCCCACAUCUUGCAUCAAGAAUUUUAAACCAGAGUCACACAAGAAAAUUUUAAAGUAUCAAGUGGAAGAAACAGUAGGCGAAGAACCGUAUGUAGCAACGAUUUUGUUACUAUCAGAUUCAAAUGAAGAACUUAAAGAAAUAAUUAGAACAAAAAGUGUUCGUGCUUCACCAUCGUAUUUGCUUGUGACAGCUUCGGAUAAAUCUGACAACGAGGGAAAAAAACAGUUAAAGCGUUCAAAAACUUUUCAAAUGAAUCGUCAGUUAAAAGAACAAGAGGAACUAGUCUGUAAUAAAUUAUCAAAGUUUAAGAGUGAUUUAUUGCCAAUAAACGUUACAUUAAAAGAUAAGGAAAAUUUAGAUUUGUCAAACAUUACUGAUACACCGCCAUCACCCAAAAAAUAUAGAGUAACAGAAGAUUUAGCACAAACAAAAAUAAAUUCAUGCAAGAUGACAAUCUAGUCAAAGCACUAACCAAAGAAACAAACACGAGAAACGAAAAGGAGAAGUGUGGUAAUGAGUCCCCAAAAAAACAGUUAAAGCAUUCAAAAACUUUUCAGAUGAAUUGUCAAUUAAAGAACAAGAGGAACUAGUCUGUAAUAAAUUAUCAAACUUUAAGAGUGAUUUAUUGCCAAUGAACGCAGUUACAUUAAAAGAUAAGGAAAAUUUAGAUUUGUCAAACAUUACUGAUACACCGCCAUCACCCAAAAAAUAUAGAGUAACAGAAGAUUUAGCACAAACAAAAAAUAAAUUCAUGCAAGAUGACAAUCUAGUCAAAGCACUAACCGAAGAAACAAACACGAGAAACGAAAAGGAGAAGUGUGAUAAUGAGUCCCAAAAGCUGAGCAGAUCUAAAGUUAUUCCAAAGAUAACAUGUAUUAGUAAGGUUCAUUCGCUCACAGAAUGUAAAGAAGCUUUCGAAAAAUUAAUAAAGAAAAUUCUAAGUUACGAACAGAAGGGGAUGAAUUAAUAAAUGAAAACAAAAAAUUAAAGAGCUCCAGAAAGGAACUAAAAAAGCAAAUAGAA
Monomorium pharaonis (pharaoh ant) is the source of this 1535-nucleotide messenger RNA. RefSeq lists its product as uncharacterized. The coding region runs from base 456 to 971 and encodes 171 amino acids. The record is from RefSeq and is a predicted model, not a curated record. NCBI's taxonomy places the organism in Eukaryota, Metazoa, Arthropoda, Insecta, Hymenoptera, Formicidae. The transcript has 7 exons.